This is a messenger RNA of Colletotrichum orchidophilum, 3174 nucleotides long. RefSeq names its product sodium/calcium exchanger protein. Lineage: Eukaryota; Fungi; Ascomycota; Sordariomycetes; Glomerellales; Glomerellaceae. Gene Ontology annotation, biological process: monoatomic cation transport; intracellular calcium ion homeostasis; transmembrane transport. The transcript has 2 exons. The annotation marks the transcript as partial. Gene Ontology annotation, cellular component: membrane. The record is from RefSeq and is a predicted model, not a curated record. Gene Ontology annotation, molecular function: monoatomic cation transmembrane transporter activity.
GAGAAGCGCUUGCAUUUGCAUUUCAGCUCAAACCCGCUACAGCCCUCUUUUUGCUGUAUAGCAACUCCAUUGAAAGACACCUGUUCCUCCUUAUCCGGCGGAACGAGCGGCUUCACGGCCACGCCAACGCGACAGCGCGGUCUGCCAUGGCUUCGGAUGAGCCAAUUACAAUCAGCAUUUGACGUCAGCAUGCCAACGACCUCCAAGAUCCGAGGGGGCGCCCUUCGCUUGCGGCCUUUCUACGCGACCGUCUUUUUAAUAUGCCUUUUGGCAUCCUGGUCUCUCUUGACCAGGGCCACACAACGACAGCUCCAGCUGCAAGACGUCUCACAGUCACCCCUCGCCAAACGAUCCGAGUUCACUGAGUGCCGAGAUGUCCACAGCGCUGAUGACCAGUGUGCCUUUGUCAAGGCUAACUGCGCCGACGACGAGGUUGGCCUCCUCUCUUACUUGACGCUGUAUUACUGCGACCUGGGCAAGGCUCAGUGGCUGGCUUUUAUCAUCUUGGUCUGCUGGCUCGGCUUGCUCUUCACAACCAUUGGCAUCGCCGCAAGCGAUUUCUUCAGCGUUAACCUAAGCACCAUCUCUGCAAUCCUGGGUCUCAGCGAGAGUUUGGCUGGCGUCACCUUCCUAGCCUUUGGCAAUGGCUCGCCCGACGUCUUCAGUACUUUUGCAGCCAUGGGCUCAAACAGCGCCAGCAUGGCUGUUGGCGAAUUGAUCGGCGCAGCAAGCUUCAUCACCGCGGUGGUGGCCGGCUCCAUGGCUUUGGUUCGCGAAUUUAAGGUGGGCAGAAAGACCUACGUCCGGGAUCUUUCCUUCUUCAUCGUGGCUGUCUGCUUCACCAUGGUAUUCCUAGCAGAUGGCCAUCUGCAUUUGUGGGAGUGCAUAACAAUGGUCUGCUACUACAUCUUCUACGUGGUUACCGUUGUCACCUGGCAUUGGUACUCGACAAGGCGGAGCCAGCAGCGGGUCCGGGAAGCAGCCGCGCGAGGUUUUGUCUACGGGACUGUGGGGCAUCUCAGCGACGACCUGGCCCCGGAACCAUACCGCGAUGAUCCCGAUGACGAAGACCGGCAAGUCACCUCUGCAGCCGCCUCCAGUGCAGGAGAUAUCAGUGCACUUGAAGCCGGACCUAGGAUCGAGUUUGACGGUCAAGGAGGGAGUGAUGAUGAGGCUGAAGACAGUGAUCAUGGGCGACACGUCGUGGCGGAGAUGGCCAGUAGUAUGCGAGUGUUACGUUCUAGAGGCAGACGGCGCAACACACUCACGCCCAUCCGUCCCAGUCUCGUCGGCGCUCUAGAGUUCCGGUCUGCUCUGGCUCAACUGCAAAAGGAAAGCAACCACAGGAUGAGACCGAUGCAUGGACGAGCCUACUCGGUCAACCACCUUGGAGGACAGAGUGAAACGAAUACAGUGAGAGGGCCGCCGUCCGACUCGGGGCGACACACGAUAGGUGCCGUUGAAGAAUUUGGCCAGAACAGGAAUCGGGCCUUGUCAUCCGGCGAUAUCCCCGGCUCCGUUAACGGUCGUGAACAAUCGCCGUGGCGGUUCCCAGCGCCAGCGGACCCCAUCCAACAGAUAAAGGCUCAAGAGGGCAGAAACCGGAGUUUGUCGCCAGCUUACAAAAUCGGUGGUAACUUGGCACCUCCUCCUGUCGACACAAUACCUCAAAGACAGGAUACCGGCGGGAGCGAACCUUUAGAGACCAGGCCCUUACCUGGUCAACUUUCCCUGCAAAUACCCAGUCGGCGUGGCAGUUUCAGUGUCGGAUCUUCGCCCGCAUCGCCCUUCCCCGGAUACACAGAGUCGCCCCUUGUUUUGACGCCAGCUGCUCAAAGCGAGCCGACCGAAUUCUUUGCGCCGCCUGGUCCGGCUCGCCUGGAAGUGCCAUUUGCGCCUUAUGGGAUGGCCAACCCCAAGCCCAUUAGGUGGUGGCCAUACGCCAUCCUACCCCCUCCGCACAUCUUCUGGGCAACCUUGUUCCCAACCUUGCUAGGUUGGAAGCAGAAAAGCCAUUGGGACAGAUUUGUCAGUGCGAUAUCAGUGCCAAGUAUCCUGCUUCUGGUGUUGACACUCCCGGUGGUCGAAAACGAGAGCGCGGACGAUUCAUUCGACGAGACUGCCCUGGAUCCCAUGAUGCGGGAUCAUGCUCACUGCGAUGCUCCUGUUCCCGCCAAUGCCUACGACGACAACGAGGGAGAGUCAGAAUGGCAGCGCUUUAGACGGUCUACUUUGUCACACUCUCGCGGGCAGUCAAUCGAUCACUCACCGAAGGGCUCUCCAGCACUCAUCGCAAUCGACUCCCCGAGUGGUGCGCGGUUGGCAACCGAGAUACCUACAAGUCACCCACAAGCUGUGAAACCUGCAGCGCCGUUGCCUUCGGAGAGCAGUCUUGCUCCCGUCGAUGAGUCAGGUCAGUGGAACAGAUGGCUCGUCGCGAUCCAGCUCUUCACUGGGCCUUUGUUCGCCGUCAUCAUUGUCUGGGCAAACAUGAAGGAAGACUUUCAUCAGCCGUACAAGGUCCUCGCCAGACUCGUCCUGUACACACUCUUGGGAUCUACGAUUCUCCUCGGUUUCCUUCUCCUGGCAACUAGCCCCGACAAGAAGCCAAAGUACCACUUUCUGCUUUGCUUCAUGGGUUUCAUCAUUGCAAUCGCCUGGAUUUCUACCAUUGCCGGGGAAGUUGUUGGCGUCUUGAAGGCAGUGGGGGUCAUUUUCGGCAUCUCCGAGGCCCUCCUCGGACUGACCAUCUUCGCAGCGGGCAAUAGUGUGGGCGAUCUGAUUGCCGAUAUCACUGUUGCCCGGCUUGGAUUCCCCGUUAUGGCAUUGUCUGCCUGCUUCGGUGGUCCCAUGCUCAACAUCCUUCUCGGUAUCGGCAUCGGCGGCGUCUACAUGAUGUACCAGGCUGCCAACCACCGACAGAAGAAGCAUCCCGAUAAGCCGUUCAAGUAUCAUUCGUACAAGAUCCAGAUCGGAGGUACCUUAUUGAUCUCGGCCAUAACGCUUCUCAUCACACUGCUAGGCCUCCUGAUCAUCGUUCCGAUGAACAAGUGGGUAAUGUCACGGAAGAUAGGGUAUGGUCUCAUCGUGUUGUGGAUGAUCAGCACGGUCGUCAACGUCAUUGUCGAGUUGACUGGAGUGUGGACUGACGUGUCAUAUUCCUUUACUUUCUAA